This is a messenger RNA of Phragmites australis (common reed), 1565 nucleotides long. Its product is annotated as ethylene-responsive transcription factor RAP2-13-like. The coding region runs from base 453 to 1268 and encodes 271 amino acids. The record is from RefSeq and is a predicted model, not a curated record. Gene Ontology annotation, molecular function: DNA binding; DNA-binding transcription factor activity. The transcript has a single exon. Gene Ontology annotation, biological process: regulation of DNA-templated transcription. Lineage: Eukaryota; Viridiplantae; Streptophyta; Magnoliopsida; Poales; Poaceae.
UCCCUGCAUCCCCAAACCAAACUGAGCCAAGACCAUACUGAAGAAAGCCAUCAAGCCCAAACGAGCCCUAAUCGCCCACGCACACACCAUUUCCGUGAGGUUUGAGCGAGGUAGGUCAAGCUUAGUGAGCCCUGAGCGAGUUCUUGCGUCUUCAAGGUAAUCUCUCUCUCUCUCUCUAGCCCCUUCACUGACUUUUUUUGUCUUAUAUUUUCUUGGAUUUAAGAACAGAGCUCCAUACCCUUUUAGUUUCUGGUCUCGAAUUGAGCCCCUUUUUUAGUUUCUCUUUUGUGGAAUAGGUUGUUAGGCAAGAGGGGUUCUUUUUCCACACCUCCUUGUGCUUCCUUUGUUCAGUGACCAGUAGAUCGGCUCGGAUUUUCGUUAAGAAUCAGGCUAUUUAUUCUCUCUAAAAAAAAGCCCCCCCAAAAAAAAUUCCAAGUAGAUUGUUAGAUUUGAUGGCCGAGGCUAUAAACCGUCCCGGGACCGGAGAGGAUCUGAUGCGACAACUCGAGCCUAUUAUCCGAGAUGCUCCGCCGCCUCAGAUGCCACCGGCCCUGCCGCCUUUCCCCGCCGGAGGCCACGGGUUACAAUACAACCAGGCGGCCCAGCUCAGCCCGGCCCAGAUGCAGUUCAUCCAGGCCCAGCUCCACCUGCAGCGGAACCCGGGUCUCGGCCCGCGGGCCCAGCCCAUGAAGCCCGGCGCCGCGGCGCCCGUGCCGGCGCCGCCCCGGCCGCAGAAGCUGUACCGCGGCGUGCGGCAGCGGCACUGGGGCAAGUGGGUCGCCGAGAUCCGGCUCCCACGCAACCGCACCAGGCUGUGGCUCGGCACCUUCGACACCGCCGAGGAGGCCGCGCUCGCCUACGACCAGGCCGCGUACCGCCUCCGCGGGGACGCCGCCAGGCUCAACUUCCCUGACAACGCCGCGUCGCGGGCGCCGCUGGAUCCCGCCGUGGACGCCAAGCUCCAGACCAUCUGCGCCACCAUCGCCGCGUCGUGCAAGAACGCGGGCGCUAGGGCCAGGGGCAGCAAGGCCACGCCCAUCAACGCGCCCUUAGUGACGGCGGCGUCCAGCCACUCGUCCUCCGACGACGAUGGCUCCGGCUCCGGGUCGGGGUCGGACGACGGAUCGGAGACGCCGUCACCGCCUCUGGCGGAGAUGGGGCAGCUGGACUUCAGCGAGGUGCCGUGGGACGAGGCCGAGAGCUUCGUGCUCCGGAAGUACCCGUCCUACGAGAUCGACUGGGACGCGCUCCUCUCCUCCAACCCUUGAUUUACUCAGUCAGUGACGCAAUCUAGUAGCUUUGUCGCCGGUGCAGAUGAGGUUUUAGGCAUUCUGCACGGCCCGUGUUAGUAGCUUUCUGUUCUUGUUCUAGCUGUUGGUCCCCGGACGGCCUCGCCGGCGUUUUUGUGACCGGCGUCUGUCUCGGGAUGUGAUAUUAGUGAGUGCACAACAUUGAUGGUAGGUCUGGUCUGUAAAAAGGAUCUGUAGGGUGUAAUCAGUCAUGUGUCGUCCAAAUGGUGCUAUACUUGUGCUGUUGAAAUUGCUAGCUCUAGUUCGUUUGUUUCA